Oncorhynchus kisutch (coho salmon) is the source of this 8630-nucleotide messenger RNA. RefSeq names its product ubiquitin carboxyl-terminal hydrolase 31-like. NCBI's taxonomy places the organism in Eukaryota, Metazoa, Chordata, Actinopteri, Salmoniformes, Salmonidae. The record is from RefSeq and is a predicted model, not a curated record. Gene Ontology annotation, molecular function: cysteine-type deubiquitinase activity. The transcript has 16 exons. Bases 884 to 4783 code for a protein of 1299 amino acids. Gene Ontology annotation, biological process: protein deubiquitination.
ACAUUUUGAUACUUUGAUACAAAACGUUUGAUUUAUGGAAAAAUGGUACAGUGGAACCCCUCUCUCCCCCAGUUGUAUUUUGGCGUUGACUCUGUUACGUCAGCUGUUUCUCUGCUGUCCUGCAGUGUCCGUGUUUUUGUAGCUGAAAGUGUGAAUAACUGACUCCGUUGCAAUGGAUAGUCGGAUUUAGGAGAAUACCUCAGCUUGGAAAGCAUAAGAAAUCUUACAAUCCCACUCAAGUUAACCAAGGAUACGGAAUUAAACGUCUCUGCUUGGUAACUGCAUUUCUAUUUUCGGGUGGGAUGGAAGGACACUUCUGCGUAAUGGACUCAUUUAUGCAGUGGUUAGAUCUCUGGCUAGCAAAGCUAGCUAAUGUGCAAAUGCUAACUAUAAAAACAAUCAGCUAGCUACAAGAAACGAUUUGCAUGAACGUCAGUGGAUAGGUUGACUCGUUUAGCAUAUACAAAUGCAUUCCGUCAGCUUAUUGUAAUUUGUGUAUUUUACUAAAUCGAAUCACUUAAAAUGGAUUAAUGGAUAGUUUACAAGCUAGCUAGCCAAUUUAGCUAGCUGAUUAGCUAGCUAUGGAUUGGUGUUGUGUUAGCUGACACGCUAGGUUUAGCUGUCCAGUUAAAUCAACAUAACACUUGUCUUUGAAAAUGUGGUGACACGUAUUUAAUGGUAGUCAGUACUGUACCCCUAGUAUGGGAAAUAUAUCCCAGCAAGUUACUGUUAGCUAACGUUAGCUAACUAGCUAGUUGAUGGGUUGAGAUGUAACUUGACUUCCCAAUUAAGAUGUAGCACGAGACAGCUGAAAGUUAAUUGUAGUUUUCUAGCUAGCUCAGCUCAUUCCUCACAGGAAAGAUCGUAAUUUGACAUUUAUUGCAUGAGGGGGUGCCCAACAAGUCAGGCAAUCAUGUCUAGUAAAGCCACGACUAAAGAGAAGAAAUCUGGUAGCUUCAGCAAGAAACUCUUCAGACGAGGCUCUGUGCGCUCCGUGGGUAGUUUUAUGGGCAGAGUCCUCAGGACCCUGUCAACCCUGUCCCAUUUUGGAUCAGAUGGGCAUGCUAUUGAAGGUGACAAAGACGACGGGGGUUUCACAUUAUUCAAAACUGGAGGCAAAGAUUCACCAGCUUUGGAUGAUAGUGACCGUUUCCUCGGAGAGAAGGUCCCUGGAGUGUCUGGUCUCAAAAACCAUGGUAACACUUGUUUCAUGAAUGCCAUCCUCCAGUGCCUGAGUAACACUGAACUCUUUGCUGAGUAUUUGGCACUGGAACAAUACCGGGGAGUCGAGGAAACGGAUGAGGAGAAGGUGAAACCAAAGACAAACGGUGUGCAUUUGGGGAGGAAGGGCCCUCAUGACAGAGGCGAGGUGACAGAGCAGCUGUCUGGACUGGUCCGGGCCCUGUGGACAUUUGAAUACACCCCACAGCACAGCAGGGAGUUCAAAAAUGCGGUCUCAAAGAGUGCUUUGCAGUAUAAAGGCAAUGCUCAGCAUGAUGCCCAGGAGUUUCUGCUCUGGCUUCUGGACAGGGUACAUGAAGACCUCAACAACCAUCCCAACAACAGGCCUUCCAUUAAGCCACCAGUGGAAGAGGAUGAUGGGGGUCUAGAGGGGCCUUCUCUUCCGCUCUCUACCGGUUCAUUUGUGCAAGAGCUAUUUCAGGCCCAGUACAGGUCGUCGCUCACCUGCCCACAUUGCCAAAAACAGAGCAACACCUUUGAUCCUUUCCUCUGCAUCUCCCUUCCCAUCCUCUUACCUCACACAAGGCCUCUGUAUGUGACAGUGGUCUACCAGGGGAAGUACUCUCACUGUAUGAGGAUCGGCGUGGCCGUGCCCCUGAACAGCACCGUGUCCAGACUCCGAGAUGCUGUGUCACGUGAGACCAAGAUCCCCCUGGACCAGUUUGUUUUGACGGAGAUGUACUACGACGGUUUCCAUCGCUCCUUCUGUGAUGACGACGACGAUCUCGAUAUCAUUCAGGAGAGCGAUUCCAUCUUUGCCUUUGAGACGCCUGAGAUGUUCAGACUAGAGAACAUUCGAACCAAGAGAGGGAGUCUCCUUGCCAACCUGAACCAGAACAACUUAAAGUUUGGGAAUGAGAUGAGCAGGACUCCAUCUUUCAUGCAAGGAGCCGUGAUUCCUGCCACUGCGUCGGCCAAUAAGAACACAGGGGCCGAGAAGAUGGUCCUGCUGAUCUGUAACCGAGCCUGCACCGGUCACCAAGGGAGGAGGUUUGGUCUUCCAUUUGUUCUGUACAUGGAUCGCACUGUUACCUGGGAUAUCCUGCAGAAGGAGAUCCUGGAGAAGAUGCAUCACCUGCUCAGGCCAGGAGUUUACAUUCAGGUGGGGCCCUUCAGCCUACGAGUGGUUGGUGUGGUUGGCAUCACAUACCUCCUGCCCCAAGAGGAGCAGCCUCUCUGUCACCCAACAGUGGAAAGAGCGUACAAGUCCUGUGGCCAGGGGGGGCCGCCGCACGUCAAGAUAGUGGUGGAGUGGGACAAAGAGACCAAGGAUUAUCUGUUUGGGCUCACUGAGGAAGAGUACAUCCCUGAUGCUGAGAGUGUGUAUCUGCACAGAGAGCAACACCAUCAGCCCCAGGCCUGCACCCUCGCUCAGUGCCUCCAGCUCUACACCAAAGAGGAGCAGCUGGCCCCGGAUGAUGCCUGGCGCUGCCCACAUUGCAAGCAGCUGCAGCAAGGCCGCAUCAAGCUCAGCCUGUGGACCCUGCCUGAUGUGCUCAUACUGCACCUCAAGAGGUUCAGACAGGAAGCUGACAGGAGGGUGAAGAUGCAGAACAUGGUGCGGUUCCCUCUGCUUGGCAUGGACAUGGCUCCUCACAUGGUGAAGAGGUCCCAGAGCAGCUGGAGCCUGCCCUCUCACUGGUCACCAUGGAGACGACCCUACGGCCUGGGGCGUAACCCUGACGACUACCUGUACGACCUGUACGCCGUCUGCAAUCACCACGGAAACAUGCAUGGAGGCCACUACACAGCUUACUGUAAGAACUCUGUUGACGGCCAGUGGUACUGCUUUGACGACAGUGAGGUCCAGCCCGUCGCUGAUGAUGAUGUGUGUCAGCAGACGGCCUACAUCUUGUUCUACCAGAGGAGGAACACGAUCCCCUCCUGGUCCGCCAACAGCUCCGUAGCAGGCUCCACCAGCUCAUCUCUGUGUGACCACUGGGUGAACCGUCUCCAAGGCAGCAGGCCGGCCAGCCUGGCUUCCGGGGCCUCCUCCAGGCGCACCUCUCUGGCCUCCCUGGGCGAGUCGGUGGAGUUCACCACAGGGGACCGCAGCGAAGAUGACGGUGGAUUUUCGACCCGUCCCUUUGUUCGGAGCAUCCAGCGUCAGAGCUUGUCUUCCAGGUCAUCUAUCGCCAGUCCUCUGGCCUUCAGUGAGAACAGCAUGAAGCCCUCCUGGUCCCUCUCUGCCAAGCUCCAUAUGAGGUCCAACUCGCCCUCACGCUUCUCCCUGGACUCACGCUCCUCUCCCCCCUUGGAGAGGAUAGGAGAGAGGGGAGAGGCCUGUGAUGACAAGGUAUCCACGUCUUGCUUCGGUAGCUACAGCCGGCAUGAGCGCUACCCUGGUGGCAGGGCCCCUUUGGCCAUGAUGGAGGGGAACAGCACCGACCAGGACCAUGGCAGGAGGAUCCUAGACGAAGUCUACUGCAGGGCCCCCACGCCGGCCGAUAAGAAGAGCUCCAAGAGUGACCCGACGGACAACAACAACCAGAUAACAGCCCUGAACCAAAACGCACAAGCCCCCCUGUCGAAAGAGCAGAAACGCAAGAGCAGCACCGCCGGAUCUGCCCCAAAGUUAGAGAGCGCCAGGUCCAAAAAGAGUUCCAUCAAGUCUGAGCCAGAGAAAAACUCCAAGAAGCGCCAGUGUUCGUCCUCCACCCCCAAAUCCUCUACAUCCCAAAUGUCUUCCAGCCCUGUGGUAAAGGGCCCCAAGGCGACCACCUCUAAAGACAAGACCACCAGCAGCGGCAGUGCUACGCCCGCCAGGACCCCGUCAAAAAAGAAAGAGUCUUUGUCUUCCAAGGGUCCUGUCUCGGCAGAUGGAACCCCCCAGCGCAAGCAACGCAUCUCCACACCGCUGUCCUCCGCUUCCCCCUCCCCCACCAUAAAGAAGAGUGCCUCUGGCCUUGAGAAGACCACCUCUGGUCGGAAGAAGCUGCUGGAGAGGAGCUGCAGUCGGGACUCGGGGUUAGUAAGCCCUCUGGUUGAUAGACCACGCUGGGGCAGCAACGCUGCAGCCCGGACCCCCACCAAGACUACUGCGGAGGGGGUCCGUCCAGGGAGGAUGUUUUUGCGGAGUUCCAUCAGCAGCUCCUCUGUCACCAGCCUGCGCUCCCCCAGUGUCUCCUGCAGGGACCCUAGGCACAGCAGCAAGUCAGAGGACAAGGGCCUGUCGUUCUUCAAGAACGCCCUGCGCCAGAGAGAGUCACGUCGGUCGGCCGAUCUGGGUAAGACCAGCAUCCUGGCCAAAAAGGCAUCUGAGAGGACAGCCAGGCGGAGCGUUCAGGAGGGGGAUGGGUCGGCCAGUGCCUCAGAGCAUCAUGUGAACAAGGUUGUCAUUGAGGUAAAGGAGUCCUCCAAGCCCUCCACCCCAGUCAGACGCUCUCUGUUGCCUGUUAUAGGUAAAUCCAAGUCUUCCACUUCUGAAUCCAGUCUUAAUUCUCCCCCCAAUGGGAAAAAGCCUCUUGAGAAGCAGGCGUCCUCCAGAAAUCUUUCUGCCAGCAUGCAGUCUUCUGCACGCCCAACACAGAAGCCUCAAUGACGUCAUAUAUCGAUAGCAGUCUCGUUGUUUUAUGUAUGCAGCAUUUUCUUUUCCGUGUGCCUAAGAUAUAAAUAUAUAUAGAUUGAGAGAGUAUAUAAUAUACAUAUAUAUACUUGUGUGUGUGUGUGUGUGUAUAUAUAUAUAUAUAUAUAUAUAUAUAUAUAUAUAUAUAUAUAUAUAUAUACACACACACGUAUUUUUCUUUUCAUAAGCAAGAUGUAAAUGAUCAAAAGCGCCUUUCUAUCCUGUCAUGGAACCAAAUCAUUGCCUUCGGCAAAGUAUGGUAUUAGUCUACUACUGUACACAAAACUGAAUAGGAAUGUUUUAAGAUAGCACUUUGUAAAUAGAGUAUGGAAUAUUUUUCCCCAGAACAACGCUAUAUACAGUAACAGUUAAUAAAAAAUCUAUUACUGUCAAUUUUUAUGUAUUACAUUUACUUGGUUUAAAAAGGUCACGUGAAACUAGAGUAACGGGUCUAGGACUUGACAUUUAUUAAGGCUGUAAGGGUACACUAGUCUGAAGAUAUUUUGUGGAGUAGUCUAAAAUGUUACUCCUUUUCUACACCUGGUGCUGUUCAAAGGGCAAUACUGGCACUGUUUGAAAUAUUUAAAAUGCUGAGGUUCUGAAGAAAAAUAUAUAUAUAUAUCUAUGUCGGGUCAGCAACAGGCGUCCUGUGGUGCGAAACCAGCCAGGAAGUGAUUUUUGGGGGGGUUUGGGGGACUACCCAAAGUUUUUAGUAUAAACAAAUAUAUGUAUAUAUUUUGGGAAUUGUUUUUGGUCAAAUAAUGUGUUUAGUUUAGGAGCUCUGUUUCCAAGUAUUCUCUUGAAUAAAAAAAAAGAGACGUGAUCGUGUCUCAAUGUAAUCAAGGUAUGAAAUGAUUGUUCUCAAAUACAAUCUGUUUUUGGGCUUAGUUAUGGUCAGUUUGCAGUGUACAAAUUAUUCUAAAUAUGUUCCGGCCCCCGACCAUCCGCGGCUGAAUCUAGUUGCCUACCCCUGAUCUAUGUGUUCAGUUAUCAGUCCUGGUAGCACCUCUCAACCUGUGGUACCUCAUGAGAGAUUAACGUUUCUGCCAUGUAUGGAAUAGCAGCCAGAGGCUGCUGUAUAGUACUGAUAAAAUCCAACACCGCUCAUUUAAGUUGAACAUUUGUGCUUAUUUUGCCUUUGUCCUGUCUUCGGAUGAAGUCAAUUCAAUCUAAAUAACGCACACUGCACUGAACGUUUUGCUAUUUGCUGUUACUUGAAGCAUACCUACGUAACUGUACCACUGUCAGGCCCUGCAUGGGGAUGUUCUCCUUAGUUGAAUGAUAGUUUGACGAGUCAUUUCAGUCAGAUCUGGUGCCACCCCCAUAUCUGCAAAGCUUUUCUAGCCUUUGACCUGUUACUGAACUCUCCCUGUGUCUUGCUGUAACCCGUUUGGUAAUCUACCAUGCCCAAGCCUUUCAGUGCAAUAGUUCUCAAGACUGUUCAUCAGUCUUACCUUCUAUGUUAAAUAUGAUAACUUUAAUUAUGAUUUUAAGAUACCAGGGUAAACAUUUUUUGGUGGUCUGCUUGUAACAUAUUGAAAUCUUCAGAUACCCUUCUACUGAAAUGGCAUUUAACACAUUUUGUAAUAUUUCGCUUGCCGACAAUGUAAGAGACCCAGUUUCUCCAGGGUCUUGAGAUUUGUUAUCUCUAACCUACUGCACCAAGUUUAAUAUUAAACCCCAGUGCAGACAUUUUGCUGCCAAAAGCUACAGUCUGUCUGAAAAUGAAACCCCCACUGUUACAUGUGAACUAUUAACAUAUUAAUGAUUGUGUAGGGGCUCAGCAACAGCCUGACAACCUGUCACUUGUUAUUGUUGCCCAUGGCUACACUGUCAUUAAGUGAGCUGCUGCUGCUGCAAACACUGGUGAAAUGGUGGGCUUUUGAUCCAAUAACAGCGCUAGCUCACUGAAUUACUUUGCCUUGACCUGAGGGGUAUACUACAAAACAGAAUCAAUGAAUUAGCCAGCUAACUUUGAUAAGCAACCAGAAAUAACUUGAUUUUAUGGUUAGUUAUAGCAUACCCAUUUCAAACGUAACUUUUUGUUUUGUAGAAAGAUUUCAGAAUAUUUAUGCAAGUUAGCUGGCUAACUCCAUGAUCCUGCUUUGUAUAUUACCCUUCUGAAGACUUGUGUUGAUUUAAUGUCUUGGCCUAGACUCUAGUUUAUCAUGAUCUUGAGUCUCACUGAUGACCCGGGUUCCAAACCUGUUCGGUUACAUUCUCCUGUUGCCAUGUUACGAAUACAUUUUACCACAUCUUUCACAAAAUAGACAUAAAAAAUAUUCUCAACGUUUAGGUGAUGAAAAGCUUUAUUUUAUGGCCCAUCCUCAUCUUUGAAUAUAUUUUAUUUGUGAAAUCAGCUUUCACAGAGUAAUCAGCUGCCUGCAACAAUAUUAUCCUUUUCGGCUUUUAAGUAGAUGGUUGUGCCACUGUGAUGUCAAUCGAUGGAAACAACCAUUUCAACACUGUGGAAAGCAGUAUUGCAUGAUAACUCUAACGCAUGCAUGUCCUUAACUAUGCAAUAGAUUGUUGCUAUGUGAACCAGAGAGUAAAUGUACAAUAUAUCCUAUCUUCCAAAUGCCAGCAAUGGAGAGCAUGGUUAGUGUCUUCCAUUGCUUUAAUUGCACACGUAUGUUUUAGGGUUUUAAUUUUUAAUUGUUAUUAUUUCUUUUACAUGUGAGAAUGUUACCACAUUGCGAAACGGAUGUAACCCAAAAUCUUUAAGAUGCUGAACAUUUUGUAUUUGUCUUGUUUUCUAACUUAAGUUUACACUAAAUGGAUUUAGUCUUAAGAUUGUUUUAAGGGAUUGUCUCUAUCUUUUCUUUUUACAUUCAUGUUCAUUAUGUCAAUAUAUGUUAAUUGUUUUCCACUAUGCUGGAGUACGUGUUCAAAGGGUGCUCUCUUUUUAAAGAGCAGGUUAUCAGUCUUCCUCUUGUUCACCAGCAAGGACUUCAUUAUUAACACUACAGAAACUACAGAUGGACUCCAUCUUUAGCCCAGUCAUCUCAUGUGUUGCCUGUGCACUCUGCUCUCAUUUCACUUUUCUAUGAACUGGUUGACUGUUUGAUUUAGCUAUGAAAGGCAUGUCAGUUAAUGGAUGAAUGUCAUUAUUAAGCAAUGGGAGUGUUUUCCAUUUUGUUUUUAAAGAACACUUUUUCGUCUUGUUGUAGUUGCCAUAAAGACACCUGUUGUGGCAUAGACUAGUACUCGGGCAGGGCUCUCAAACCCUGUUCCUGGAGAGCUAACCUCCAUGUAGGUUUCUGCUUCAACCCCAGUUGUAACCUGAUUCAGCUUAUCAACCAGCUAGUUGUUCUAGAUGAGGGUUGGAGGGAAAACCUACAGGAUGGUAGCUCUCCAGGAACAGGGUUGGAGAGCCCUGGUCUUGGACAUCUGACAUAGUUAGUGGUAGCUAAUUAGAUCGUGUAAAUCAGUCAUAUGGAAUUUGAUUCAUUCUUCUCUCCUUGAUUGACACACUGGACUGUAGAUACUGACUACCUAAUAGUACCAGGCAGCAGCCCACGUUUCUACAAUACUACAAUAACACUAUCUUAGUGGUUAUCUGUACAGUUGUAGUCUUCUGGAAGUUGUUCAAAAAGAGUCCGGGAAAAUAUUUGAGGAUGAAAUAAGUUUUGGAAAGUGCAUGAGACUGCGUCAAACCUUUUUAUGUUAAUUUAUUUGUAUGUUUUGUUUAUGACGUAUAUGCACUUUUAAUAUGCAUUCUUUUCUCCUUUUUUUUAAAUGUAUUUCUUUGAAAGAGACAUUUUGUUGGUUUACCAAUGCAAAAACAUGUCAAAUGUAAUAAUUAAAAAAAUGUAAAGCAGUG